AUGUCACGGCCCUUGCCGGAAGAAAUAUGGGUUGCGAUCCUCUCUUUCAUGCCCGACUUCGACUGCCUCAGGAGUGCAGCUCUUGUAUCUCCCACACACCUCCGCUGCGCUCCUUCGGCAUGUCGGCAGGUGCUCCUGAACGAAAUCGGUCACCGUACACUGCCAGACGCUAUAGCGGCACUUGAGUCAUCCAAGUUUGACCCGAGAGACCAGAAUCUGGUUGUCAACUUCAGUGACGGAUACCUCAGGAGGCGAGCCCCCAUUCCUCCGACGAUCAGCUUGUCAGAUGGCGCUGCCCUGUCGGAACUACACAAGUGUGUCAGCCACUUGGGAUCAAAGUUCCAAGGCCUUGCGCUGCAACGCCUAGUCAAGGAGCAACGCGGUCUCGCCAACGACCGGCCUGACUGGCCAGAGGCGCCCAUCACGGCCGAGGAGCCUUCGGCUGCCGAAGCGGCCCGAUUUCAAAGAGCCCUGUACCGUUUUGAGAUUUACUGCAAGUUGUUUAAAGACCCGGAAGUUGUGCGAUUCAACUUGGACGCGGUCAACUUCCAAAGAGCACACUUCUUUGACUGUUUGUCACCUUGGGAAAUCGAACAACUAGUUGCCAUUAGGGACCUCCUUGCGGCGGCUGUCAUCGGUCCUCCUUUACGUGCUCUCGUGGAAUUGCGAAAGCUUGAAGCCCUUCAGACGCACCACUGUGGCCCACGAAACGGAGCUCAAGUGGUGUACUGGACGGCUCCGAUUCUUCCUCCCAACUUGGAGCGCAACGACUGUCACAUCAACCAGAACCAAGCGCGACUAUUGUGCUUUGGAGUCAAGUUCCUCUACAAAGUGUCUACCUCGCCGGCCACACAAUUCUACCAGCUCCUCCGAGACCUCCCGCAGCAGUCGCGUUACGCCAGCUACAACCGGGUGGGUGAGAUCUACUCUUGGUUUACCGACGCAGUCGAUGAGUGUGUCGAGUUGAGCAAUUUGGAACUCCCCUUCCAAAAAGCUCUUUCGUCUUAUACGGAGGACGAGUAUAAGGAAUACGUGCGAGAGUCCUUGGUCACCGAUGAUAUCGACAAGGGGCCUGAAGAAGCGUGGUAUUGGGCAUAUCAAUCAUUCCCCGGCUCAACCUGCAACGACCUACGAAUGACCAACUGCCGACUCUUUGGCUUGUUCUUCUGGGAUUUGAGCCGCCUCAAGACCAUCAACUUUUUCACGCGCGUCGACUUUUGGUGGUGGAGGUGGGAGGGAGGCCGGCAACCGGACUUUGACUGGGAAGUCGGUGCACCAUACCCUCCAGCAUUCUUUUGA
This is a messenger RNA of Colletotrichum spaethianum, 1299 nucleotides long. RefSeq lists its product as uncharacterized. NCBI's taxonomy places the organism in Eukaryota, Fungi, Ascomycota, Sordariomycetes, Glomerellales, Glomerellaceae. The transcript is spliced from 2 exons. The record is from RefSeq and is a predicted model, not a curated record. Bases 1 to 1299 code for a protein of 432 amino acids.